AUGUCUCUGAACCAGAUGCAAAUCAAGCAGGAGCUGCAGCUCCCCCCCGGUUUGGGUAAAACCACCCCAAAACAGAGCCCCGAGCAUCCCCAAAUCCCGGUGCCCGAGCCGCUCCCGGAAAAGGCGAAAUUCCCAGAAAAGGCGAUCCCAGAAGCGGGAAAAGGGGAAACUGCCCUGCCCCAGGAGCAGCAAACCCAAAUCCCUGCGGUAUUCCCGAACCCCGAACCUGCUCCGCGCCUGGAAGAGAAAUCCCGCCAGGAACCGACGCUGGAGAAGCAGGAGGUCAAGGAGAUCCCGGUUCCCGUUCCCGUUCCCUGCGCCCAGGAGAAGCAGCAGCGCCAGGAAAUCCCGGUGUCCAUCCCAGAAAAACAGGAAUGCAAGGAGAUCCCGGUGUCCAUCCCAGAAAAACAGGAAUGCAAGGAGAUCCCAGUUUCCAUCCCCGACCCUGUCCAGUGUGCCCAGGAAAAGCAGGAAUGCAAGGAGAUCCCGGUGUCCAUCCCAGAAAAACAGGAAUGCAAGGAGAUCCCGGUGUCCAUCCCAGAAAAACAAGAAUGUAAGGAAAUCCCGGUGUCCAUCCCAGAAAAACAGGAGUGCAAGGACACCCCUGUCCCCAUCCCAGUUUCAAACCCUGAACCCACCCCGUGUUCCCAGGAAAAGCAGGAAUGCAAGGAAAUCCCGGUGUCCAUCCCAGAAAAGCAGGAAAAGCAGGAAUGCAAGGAAAUCCCGGUGUCCAUCCCAGAAAAACAGGAGUGCAAGGACACCCCUGUCCCCAUCCCAGUCCCAGACCCAGACCCCAUCCCCUCUUCCCAGAAAAAACAGGAAUUCCAGGAGAUCCCGGUGCCCAUCCCGGAUCAGCAGCAGCGCUCCAUUCCCGAGAAAUUCCCUCCCCUGGAGCAGCAGCUGGAGCAGCCCGGCCUGUGGCAGAAAUAG
Messenger RNA from Melospiza melodia melodia, 930 nucleotides. RefSeq names its product titin-like. The transcript is spliced from 2 exons. The record is from RefSeq and is a predicted model, not a curated record. Bases 1 to 930 code for a protein of 309 amino acids. NCBI's taxonomy places the organism in Eukaryota, Metazoa, Chordata, Aves, Passeriformes, Passerellidae.